Messenger RNA from Durusdinium trenchii, 2172 nucleotides. Lineage: Eukaryota; Dinophyceae; Suessiales; Symbiodiniaceae. The record is from the annotation of a GenBank genome assembly.
GUGAAGAUGACAGCUGCCAGAUGAUUGAAUCCAGCAUUCUAGAGCACUUGAGAUCUUUCGGGCAAGCUAUGGAAGGCCCGCUUGACUCUUCUGGAUUGCAUCUGAGCUGGUCAACCGAACAAGACAAACGAAGCAGCAGUGCCACCAAGGGGUGCCAAAACUUCCGGUCAUCCGGUCAUGGCAGAUGGCGCCAGCCAUAAACGCAAGGAGAUCGAGCCGAGCGAUGAUGAACGCCAUGUCCGAGCCAGGACAGAGGGCCAGUUGGAGGCGUCCUCCUCCACAGGCCCCAGGCUUUCGAGCUUAGAAGGCCUCCGAGCACUGCGUGCGCUGCCGGACUUGCUGGAUCGCCGCAGCCUGCAGAGCUUGGGCUGCACGAGCCACGGCUGGUUCUGGCGCGUCAAGGAUGGCUUGCUCGGCGGCAUCGUCUCCAGGUUGGGUGCCACACGCGUGGCGCGUGGCCGGGCCUCGGAGCUCGAGCUGUGGCAGAUCGAAGCCUUGCUUCCGGAGAUGGAGGCCUCGGCCAAGGAGCUGUGUGACCUCUGGUGUCGCUUGCGGAACAAGCUUGAGACGCAGCUGCGUCAGCAGAAGUGGAGCCAACUGGCCAAGGAGUGUUUGGAGUGCCGCUCUGGCGCGGAGCGUUCCGAGCUUCCCAUCAACCUAGAUGGCCUUGAUGUCAUCUCCGUGGACACGCAGUCCUUUGCAAUGCCGGCCGUCUCUGUGAUCCCUCCGCCUCCCCAUCCACCGCCACCGCCGCCGAAUGGAGUUGCACCGACUCCAUUUCAGGGCCCGGUGACCAUGCCCUUGCUGGGCGGCCCUGCGGUGCCCGGCACGGCGGUGGGCACGGCCGUGCCGGCGACAGCGCUGCCCGCCGCGCCCACGGUGCAGAACAUGCCAGGAACACUUCCUGGACCCCUCCUCGGCGGCCUUUUGCCUGUGCCGGGUCCUGCGCCGCAUCCCGCCCCCGGUGGGGGCGGUCCCGGCCCCGGCCUCGCGGGCGCGGGGCCCGCGCCGGUGGCGCCUCCGGUGGCCACGGCGAUUGCUUCGAGCACGGCACAGCAGGUGGCUGGCGUGGUGCACCAACUCAUCAACCAGGUGAUGCAGGGCGGUCCAGCUGCUGGUGCCGCAGGUGCAGCACCAGCCACAGCACCAGGGCGGGAGACGCCGCUGCGCCUCAACAUCGUCCGAGUGAUUGAAUUCAGCCUGGCUGACAGCAGGGUGGCUGGCCGACUCUACGUGGGCUUUGAGACCGAGGGACACCGGGAGAACCCGGGCGCUGAAGCUCGCAGCAGCCGGCCCGACAUCCUGUGCGUGGAGGUGGAGUUGGCCGGUGAUGCAGGGAAGUUUACCUCGCUUUGCACAGCUCAUCGGAUGGUCCAAGUAACUGCGGGUGAACAGAGAAGCUUUGGACCGUGGACCUGUACCGAUAAGCGAGAAGUGGAGAAGCGCUGGCUGGAGCUCCGAGCCAAGGCCUUGGGAGUGCUGGGCUUGUCCUUCGAGCUACGUCACUUCAUGCGCUUGAUGGCUGCCUUGCUCGGUGCCUCCUUGCUCCCCGAACCGGUAAGCCACCGACGCCUGUGGAAUGGGCUGAAGCCGGUGGUGGUGGGCGCUUCACCCAUGGCCAGGCUCCGCGUGGGCUUUGGCGGCCUCAGCACCCACUUCCCAGAGCCGCCCACGUCGACCUCGGGGUCCCGUGCCGCGGAACGUGGCGGACGGAGUGAGCAGGACCGGGGUGGCGUGCCCUUGGGUGUGGCCGAGCUGCUGGCACAUCCGCCCUUCGCGGACUACGUGAAGAGCCGACUGCAGGCCUCCGCCAACAGCUUCGCCAGCGCCAUGGCGACGAUGGUGGGCGACGAUGGCUCCAGCUACCAAUACAGCGGAUUGGCGGAUGGGCUUCUGACCAUCCUGCAGAAGAACGGGCCUCAGGGGCUCUUCGUCGGAAUUGGACCCGUGCUGGUCCGUGCGGGCAGCUCAGACUUCGUGGCGGCCUACGCCGGCGAAGCGCUGCUCCAAAGGUUUAGCUUGCCAAGCUUGGGCUUCCUCCAGGGCCUGUUCUGGCGAACGCUGGGUUGUGGCGUCAGCGUGCUGAGCACCAUGCCGUUUGAGAGCGUGGCCGCACGUGGGGGAGCCCUGAGGGCAUCUGAGGCUCCUUGUUUUGGCAGGUCAAGAAACUGA